GCCGGGGAGGGAAGGAAGGAAGGGAAGGAAGGAAGCGAGGCGAAGCGAAGCGAAGCGGGGGGAGCGGGCCGCGCUGUUGCCCUUUUAAGCGAGCGAGCGGGCGCCGCAGGCUGGUACAAAGGCAGCCGCCGCCGCGCUCGCCGUCUCCGCGCCGGCUGGGGCUGCCCCGGCCCCCCCGCCCGCCGCCAUCUUCCGCCCCGCGGGCAGGGCCAGGGCCGGGGGCAGGGGCAGGGCAGGGCCGGGGCCGGGGCCGGCCCGGGCAGAGCAGCCGCGGGGGCGAGGCGAGGCGGCGCAGGCCCGGGCCCGGAGCCGCAGCCGGAGAUGAGGCCAGGAUGUCGGUGUCAGGGCUCAAGGCCGAGCUGAAGUUCCUCGAGUCCAUCUUCGACAAGGACCACGAGCGCUUCCGCAUCGUCUCCUGGAAGCUGGACGAGCUCCACUGCCAGUUCGUGCUCCUGCCGCCGCCGCCGGGCUCCGGCCCGCAGCCGCCGCCGCCGCUCACCAUCCACUGCAACAUCACGGAGUCUUACCCCUCUUCAUCGCCAAUAUGGUUUGUAGAAUCAGAUGACCCAAACCUGACUUCAGUCUUGGAGCGUUUAGAAGAUAUUAAGAAGAGCAAUACUCUGCUUCUUCAGCAACUGAAGCGACUAAUAUGUGACCUCUGCAGAUUGUAUAAUCUUCCUCAGCAUCCAGAUGUUGAAAUGUUAGAUCAGCCAUUACCAGCUGGACAGAACGGAACAACAGAAGAAGUUACGUCGGAGGAGGAGGAGGAGGAAGAUAUGGGUGAAGACAUUGAAGAUCUGGAUCACUAUGAUAUGAAGGAGGAGGAACCAGUUGACGGGAAGAAAUCUGAGGAUGAAGGCAUUGAGAAAGAGAACCUUGCAAUCUUAGAAAAAAUCAGAAAAAAUCAAAGGCAAGAUCACUUAAAUGGUGCAGUCUCUGGGUCAGUUCAGGCUUCAGAUCGACUUAUGAAAGAACUCAGGGAUAUAUAUAGAUCACAGAGUUACAAAACAGGGAUAUAUUCAGUGGAACUGGUAAAUGACAGCUUGUAUGAAUGGCAUGUUAAGCUUCUAAAGGUUGAUCCUGACAGCCCACUGCAUAGUGAUCUUCAGGUCUUAAAAGAAAAAGAAGGUGUAGAAUACAUUUUACUCAACUUCUCUUUUAAGGAUAAUUUCCCUUUUGAUCCUCCCUUUGUACGAGUGGUAUCUCCUGUGCUCACAGGAGGGUAUGUCCUAGGUGGAGGUGCGUUAUGCAUGGAACUUCUUACUAAACAGGGCUGGAGCAGUGCCUAUUCAAUAGAAUCAGUCAUCAUGCAGAUCAAUGCCACUUUAGUCAAAGGAAAAGCCAGAGUACAGUUUGGAGCCAAUAAGAAUCAAUAUAAUCUAGCAAGAGCACAGCAGUCCUACAAGUCACUAGUACAAAUACAUGAGAAAAAUGGCUGGUACACUCCUCCAAAAGAAGAUGGUUAAUACUGAGGACUGUUGUAUACCUGGACCAAUGUCAACAAAACAAGCUCUUUUUUAUGUUUUCCAACACACAGACUCAAGCUACGAGUGCCCCUUAUAACAGCCGUACUGAAGACUUUAGCUAUUAGAUAAGUUAGUGGAUAAUCUGUCAACUGACACGUAAAGUAUGUUACAGCCUUACCAUUCCGCUCUUCUUAGGUAUCUCGGACUGAGCAAUUUGGGCCUUUACUGUAUUUGUUCUUUACGGAUUGCGCAUAUUUGGGCCACUCCCUCCCUUCUCCUUUUUUUUUUAAUUUUAUUUGGAAGUGUAAGUUCCCUACGGCAGGCUAUCAAGUUACUAAAGAUCAUUCAAUAGGAGUUGUUCACACACUUUUUUUUUUGGUGUAUUUCUUAACUUUGGCAGAAUGCAGACUGCAGACUUGCGUUGUAUUGUUUCAUUUAAAGCCAGGAAGUGGGAUACGUUGUUUAAUACUGUUCUAGGCAAUGUCAGAUCUUGCAAAUCACAGUAGUUUUUCUGGUCUGAAAUGACAGCGUUUGUAGUAUUUCCAAAUUAAUGAUAUAGGAAAAGCACAUGUAUGUUAAGUCAUUAAACAUUUUUCAUGGCCGUAUGAGAAUA
Molecule: messenger RNA, 2079 nt
Organism: Oxyura jamaicensis (ruddy duck)
Lineage: Eukaryota; Metazoa; Chordata; Aves; Anseriformes; Anatidae
Gene: UBE2Q2
Product: ubiquitin conjugating enzyme E2 Q2
Exons: 13
Coding region: 333-1466 (377 amino acids)
Molecular function (GO): protein binding
Source: RefSeq, a predicted model, not a curated record